GAAGAGUAGGAGGAGGUGAGCGAUCAGCUGGGGGUCCUCGAAGUGAGAGGGGAGCAGAAGACCCUCCUGUGCAGGCGGUGGGUGUCACUCACAUCCUAGCUGGUGAAGUCUCACUGCAGAGAUGUAUCUGCUCCCAGCCCUGGCAGGGGUCCUGGCCACACUCGUCCUUGCCCAGCCCUGUGAGGGCACUGACCCAGCCUCCCCUGGGGCAGUGGAGACCUCGGUCCUCCGGGACUGCAUAGCAGAGGCCAAGCUGCUGGUGGAUGCUGCCUACAAUUGGACCCAGGACAGCAUCAAACAGCGGCUUCGCAGCGGCUCAGCCAGCCCCAUGGACCUCCUGUCCUACUUCAAGCAACCGGUGGCAGCCACCAGGAGAGUUGUUCAGGCUGCAGAUUACAUGCAUGUGGCCUUGGGGCUGCUGGAAGAGAAGUUACAACCCCAGCAGUCUGGACCCUUCAAUGUCACUGAUGUGCUAACAGAACUGCAGCUGCGGCUGCUGUCCCAGGCCAGUGGCUGUGCUCUCCAGGACCAGCCGGAGCGCUGCGGCCGCAAGUACCGCACCAUCACCGGGCGGUGCAACAACAGGAGGAGACCCUGGCUAGGGGCCUCCAACCAGCCUCUGGCUCGCUGGCUGCCCGCCGAAUAUGAGGACGGGCGGUCGCUCCCCUUCGGCUGGACCCCCGGCAGGAGGCGCAAUGGCUUCCUCCUCCCUCUUGUCCGAGCUGUCUCCAACCAGAUUGUGCGCUUCCCCAGUGAGAGACUGGCCUCGGACCACGGCCGGGCCCUCAUGUUCAUGCAGUGGGGCCAGUUCAUUGACCAUGACCUAGAUUUCGCCCCGGAGUCCCCAGCCAGAGUGGCCUUCACUGCAGAGGUUGACUGUGAGAAGACCUGCGCCCAGGUGCCCCCCUGCUUUCCCAUCAAGAUACCACCCAAUGACCCCCGCAUCAAGAACCAGCGUGACUGCAUCCCCUUCUUCCGCUCGGCACCCUCAUGCCCCCAAAACAAGAACCAAGUCCGCAACCAGAUCAACGCGCUCACCUCCUUCGUGGACGCCAGCAUGGUGUACGGCAGCGAGGUCUCCCUCGCGCUGCGGCUCCGCAACAAGACCAACUACCUGGGGCUGCUGGCCGUCAACCAGCGCUUCCAAGACAGCGGCCGGGCCCUGCUGCCCUUCGACAACCUUCACGACGACCCCUGUCUCCUCACCAACCGCUCGGCGCGCAUCCCCUGCUUCCUGGCAGGUGACACCCGAUCAACGGAAACCCCCAAACUGGCCGCCAUGCACACCCUCUUUAUGCGAGAGCACAACCGCCUGGCCACCGAGCUGAGACGCCUGAAUCCCCGGUGGAGUGGAGACAAGCUAUACAAUGAGGCUCGGAAGAUCGUGGGGGCCAUGGUCCAGAUCAUCACCUACCGAGACUUUCUACCCCUGGUUCUGGGCAAGGCCCGGGCCAGGAGAACCCUGGGGCCCUACAGGGGGUACUCCUCCCAAGUGGACCCACGUGUGGCCAAUGUCUUCACCCUGGCCUUCCGCUUUGGCCACACCAUGCUCCAGCCCUUCAUGUUCCGCUUGGACAGUCAGUACCGGGCCUCUGCACCCAACUCACACAUCCCGCUUAGCUCCGCCUUCUUUGCCAGCUGGCGGAUCGUGCACGAAGGUGGCAUCGACCCCAUCCUCCGGGGCCUCAUGGCCACCCCUGCCAAGCUGAACCGUCAGGAUGCCAUGUUAGUGGAUGAGCUCCGGGACCGGCUAUUUCGGCAAGUGAGGAGGAUCGGGCUGGACCUGGCGGCUCUCAACAUGCAGCGAAGCCGGGACCACGGCCUUCCAGGGUACAAUGCUUGGAGGAGCUUUUGUGGGCUCUCCCAGCCCCAGAAUCUGGCACAGCUUAGCCAGGUGCUGAAAAACCAGGACUUAGCACGGAAGUUCCUGAAUCUGUAUGGGACACCUGACAACAUUGACAUCUGGAUUGGGGCCAUCGCAGAGCCUCUAUUGCCGGGGGCUCGAGUGGGGCCUCUUCUGGCUUGCCUGUUUGAGAACCAGUUCAGAAGAGCCCGAGCCGGAGACAGGUUCUGGUGGCAGAAACGAGGUGUUUUCACCAGAAGACAGCGCAAGGCCCUGGGCCAAAUUUCCUUGUCUCGAAUUAUAUGUGACAAUACUGGUAUCACCAUGGUUUCAAGGGACAUCUUCAGAGCCAACAUCUACCCCCGGGGCUUUGUGAACUGCAGCCGUAUCCCCAGGUUGAACCUGUCAGCCUGGCGAGGGAGAUGAGACUUCUGCAGGAGUCUAUACCAAGCCUCCAACCUUUGGAGACAAGGGGAAGGGGAGGACCAGGAUGCUCCCUUCUCCCGCUGGAGCAACUGCAGCCUGCUGAUGCUUCUGCUGGCUAUAGCUCAGAGCUGGGUUCCCUGGCUAGGAGUGAGAGCUGGGGGCUCCUAUCAGCAACGGACCUUCCUACCUUAGGAGCCUCUUAGAUAUUAGGUUAUGAAUGAGUGCCAUGUGCAAAGGCUUGGGAGCCAAGCCAUGUGAUCUAACAGCCCAGGCAAGAAGAGUCAGCUGGAGGGUUUACAGCACUUUCUACUGUUUCCUAGCCCUCCCUCCCCUUCCUCACCAUGAUUGAGAGACCACACAGUCCCAGCCUCCAGACACCCCACAAUCCUCUUCUGAGCCUGAGGCUGGGCAGCAUGCUCUGCUUCUACCAAUAAAGCACUGCUAAGGGCA
This is a messenger RNA of Saimiri boliviensis boliviensis (Bolivian squirrel monkey), 2719 nucleotides long. It is a transcript of the gene EPX, whose product is annotated as eosinophil peroxidase. NCBI's taxonomy places the organism in Eukaryota, Metazoa, Chordata, Mammalia, Primates, Cebidae. Gene Ontology annotation, biological process: response to oxidative stress; defense response to bacterium. The record is from RefSeq and is a predicted model, not a curated record. Gene Ontology annotation, molecular function: heme binding; peroxidase activity.